CAGGUACAACGUGUCCGUUAAAUCAACUUUCGUUUUCGUUUUACGUUCAUGGAAUGUACUUUCAACUUAGAAAAGAUGGCUGGUCUUCUGCAACGAGAGGAUAAGGAUGAACUCCUGAAAUGGAUUGGAGGGCGGAGAAAAUUCCAGCUGCUGUUCAAAAUCAGCAGAGACGGAUGCUCCAACGUGACGUUCCAUUCCAAGUGUGACAAUAAGGGUAUGACGGUGAUCGUGCUUUACAACAGCAGUGAUACUGUGUAUGGGGGGUUCACAUCACAGAACUGGACCAGUGCUGGUGGAGCUUAUGUUCCAGACUCAAAAGCGUUUCUGUUCCAGCUGAAGUACAAUGGUAAAUGGUCGCCAAAGCAGUUCCUUAUCAAACCAGAUAAAUACACAUAUGCAAUACACUGUCACUCAUCGUAUGGACCAUACUUUGGAGGUGGUAAUGAUUUAGCUACAUUUAACGGACCAGUGACACCCAGUAACGGAAUCUAUGCUCUGAACGGGGGUUGCAACCUCAAUCAUACUUACGAUAUGAAAGGAACCGACUUCAACUCAUUCGCCAACGGAAACUUACAGGUGAAAGAGUUGGAGGUCUAUCAGGUGGAUGAGUGCGACUUGAACGAUCCGUUAGAUGUUCCUUGGCGGAAAACCCAGGAAUGGACGACACGGUUAAUGCAGGAACUAAAGGAGGGACUGGAAAUCUACAAACCGCUAGAACAGCUAAAAAUACGUCAGACGAAAAUUAUGCUGAUUGGUCAGAUCGGGGCCGGAAAGUCCAGUUUCUUCAACACGGUGAACUCCAUUUUCCGGGGUUAUGUGACAAGUCAGGCGUGUAGCGGAACUGCAGAGCACAGCCUCACAACACAGUUCCGAGCAUAUCAGGUGAGGAAUGGUCCCUCUGGUAAACCCCUGAACUUCCGGUUAUGUGACUCACGUGGCCUGGAGGACGACCAGGGUAUUGAACCGCAGGAAAUGUGUUACAUACUCGACGGUCAUGUGCCUGAAAAAUACGUAUUCAAUCCGUCUGUACCACUGAGCCCAGAAACCAUCGGAUUCAACAAGGCGCCAAAACUAAAAGAUCAGAUCCACUGCGUGGCCUUUGUACUGGAUGCGUCCACUGUCGAUGUUUUGUCGGAGAAAAUGCUGGAGAAAAUGAGAAAGCUUCAGGCUCCCAUGAACCAAAGAGGUAUCCCCCAGGUCGUUUUGCUAACUAAAAUCGACAAAGUGUGCGAGCCCUUACAACAUGACGUGGGAUUGACGUAUUACGUUCCCGCAAUUCAAGAGCAUGUGGAUAGAGUGGCUGCGAUGAUUGGUGUGCCAAGAUCUCACGUGAUUCCCAUCAAAAACUACGAGAGUGAGCGAGAGCUCGACACCAACGUAAACAUCUUGACGCUGUUGGCCAUGCAGCAGAUUCUCCAUUUUGCGGACGAUUUCCUGUAUAACUUUCUAGAUGACCUGGAUCCGGAGGACUAGAAGAUUAUUGUCGAGAACGUCGAAAACACUAGUAACAAACUCUGAGGAUCGAGUUACUCGGAAGAGUGAAAUAAAAGCGGAUGCUUGUGCUUUUUACAUAAGCAGACCGUUUAUAUAAGGAUUUAGAAUUCUUUUAAUCCCAAAUAACCAGGUGAAAUAGAAAUACAGUUACCAUGCUAUCUAAAAGUUAACAUCAGUCGAAUUCACGAUUUGAAAACUUCUCAAAUUCAUAUAUAUUGCUAAAUGAUAGUAGAUGUUGUCAGUUUGGGUCCAUGUCACUUUUGCAUGAGAUAGAUGUACAUUUAUUAUAUUCUUUCAAUUUCAUCUCUUCUCUUUUCUUUAAAAGUUUGCGGGCAUAUAUCACAAGAUAUAUGCCCGGAAACAUUCCGGCCCGCAAACAUUACGUCACAAUCAAUACACAAGCAAAUUACUACGUCGUUAAUUUUCAAAUUUUUCGUGUUUUUCAUCUUUUACUCAGUUAAACCAAUAAAGAAAUUGUUAAAAAUAAAUUAUUGUUAGUUUCUAAAUGAAAUUGAAAGUAUAUAAUAAAAAGGUUAUAGACUUUGUAUGGGAAAAUAUGACGACCGAGUUUUUUGGCGCGUACACGGACCGAGCUUGCGAGGUCUGUCCGCGACAAAAAACGAGGUCGUCAUAUUUUCCCAUACAAAGUCUAUAACCUAUAAUUAUUAUCUGAUAAACGCCUGCAGUGCGUGUUACGAUUAGUUUGCAGAUGUCGGACGUGAUUACCAUUGAGAAUUUUGAGAGCGAGUAGGAUGAUUCUGCAGGAAAUUCUUUGUACAAGUAUUUAAAUGAAAUGGAUUUGUGGAGUUUUUCUAAUUUACACUUCUGUCGAGAAAUUGUUUUGGAAUAUAUUCAUGACAACUUCAUGUUGUAGUUUAGACAUUAAUAUAUACCGAGGGACUCUAAAAACGCAA
Ostrea edulis (European flat oyster) is the source of this 2408-nucleotide messenger RNA. Its product is annotated as interferon-induced protein 44-like. The coding region runs from base 49 to 1473 and encodes 474 amino acids. The record is from RefSeq and is a predicted model, not a curated record. The transcript has 6 exons. Lineage: Eukaryota; Metazoa; Mollusca; Bivalvia; Ostreida; Ostreidae.